Choloepus didactylus (southern two-toed sloth) is the source of this 2976-nucleotide messenger RNA. It is a transcript of the gene CKAP2L, whose product is annotated as cytoskeleton associated protein 2 like. The record is from RefSeq and is a predicted model, not a curated record. Lineage: Eukaryota; Metazoa; Chordata; Mammalia; Pilosa; Megalonychidae. Gene Ontology annotation, cellular component: mitotic spindle; centrosome; cytosol. Bases 66 to 2252 code for a protein of 728 amino acids. The transcript is spliced from 9 exons.
GCGCGGCGGACGCGGGAGCGAGGGCUGCGGGGCCGCCUCCGAGCAGAAACCGCCGCGGAGGAGCCAUGGUGGGGCCGGGGGCCGCCGCCGCAGUGGAGGAGCGGCAGAGGAAGCUGCAGGAGUACCUGGCAGCCAAGGGGAAGCUGAAGCGCCAGGACACCAAGCCUUAUCUAAAAGCCAAGAAUAUUUGCUCAAAUCCAGCACCUUCUAAAUCUACUGUUAGACCGAAACAGGAUCUUACUAACCGUGGUGCUUUGCCUGUCAAAGCUGCAAAGCCCGGCAGCGUCAAGCUCCAGCCAAGACCCACCAAUAUUGCGGGGCCCCAGAAGCCAGAGCUGGGCCCACCAAAACUUGUGGGCAAAAGGCCAGCUUCAGGAUGUGUUUCUUCCAAGCCAAACUGUGAACCUUCCAGCAGUGAUCCACAGCAGCACAAAGACAGAUCAUCCACUAUAGAACUGUCAAGAAAACUUGUGAGAUCACUUAAUGUACAGGAAUCAGAAACCACCAAACAGCAGGGAGCAGACCAAGGAACUGCUAAAUGUACAGACUCUGUGGACAAUAUCCAUGUUGGAAAUGAAUCCUUGGGUAGCUUUCUAAAAGAGCUAAACAAAGAAAACCUGCCCCAGACCUUGUCAGACUCCGAGAGGAAGCCAGAUCCUGAAGUGUACACCGUAAGUAAACCAAAGACUAACUCCUGUAAGCUGACCAGGAGUAGGUUGGCUCCCAAACAAGUUGUGGGCAAAAGUUCAAUGCAUGGUGCUGUUCUGAAAGACAGAGUUAAUAAACAGUUUGUUGGAAAAACGCAAGUUAGGAUUCUCCGAGAAAAGUCGCAGCAACUCUCGAGAGGAACAGGUCUCGCACGGCCAGAAGAAAGGCCCCCGGGGACGGCUCCCUCUUACUCUUUUCAGACCCUUGGUGGGACUCGGGCACCCAGGAGACCACUGGCCAGGGGCCAGGACAUGAUGGUCAACAGGGGCACACGCCAAAGACCAGACAAAGCUGAGGUGCAGCCACAUCACACCAAACCCAGGACACAUCCCCACUUGGUUCAGGGAGGAAAGAGCAGUCUACAUCCAAACUCCGGGCAAGAUCAGAAGGCCACGCAGCCUGGUUUCAGACCUCGAACGCCGUGUGUACUGCAAAGAUCAAGGGCCGUGAGCCAGAGGCCUCGUUUGACAGCUGGCACCUCUAGUUCAAGGACAAGUGGAAGCAGUGGGAAUGAAGCCAGUGACGGCUUUCAGCAGCAUGCACAGACUUCGGACUCCAAAUUGAAAAAGAGUCUUCCCUCAAACCAUUUUCCAAACAAGACAGCUCCCAAAACUCAGGCUGGUGGCAUAAAUAAAAGAGGAGGCCCAAGUGGAAUCCAAACUAAUCCAAAUAUUAAAAAGAAGGCAACAGAGGAUCGAAGAAAACAACUGGAAGAAUGGAGGAAAUCUAAGGGGAAAAUCUAUAAACGGCCCCCUAUGGAACUGGAAACAAAAAGAAAAGUAAUAGAGAAAAUGAAUAUUUCAUUCUGGAAGAGCAUCGAAGAGGAAGAGGAAGAGAAGAAGGCACAGCUCGAACUGUCCGAUAGAAUCAGCAGCACCUUGGCAGAGUGCCUGCAGCUCAUCGAGGGGGGUGUAUUUUCUAAAGAAAUGUUUACCAUAUUGUCCAGUAUUCCUGAGGCUGAAAAAUUUGCAAAAUUUUGGAUCUGCAAAGCAAAGUUGUUGGCACGAAAAGGCACCUUUGACGUUGUCGGGCUCUAUGAAGAGGCAAUUAGGAGUGGGGCAGCACCAAUACAGGAGUUGCGGGAAGUUGUCCUUAACAUUUUACAAGACCCAAACAGAACCACGGAAGGAACUACCUCUGAAUCUUCAGUUGCUGAAACCAACACAGCACCAGCAGGAGAGCUGGCUGAGGGGAUGGAGCCCAAGAAAUCUUGUCUUUCUCCAAAAGAUAGAGAACAGGUCACAGCAACACCCCAGACAGCCACAGCCGCCCAGGACAGGCACCCUGGCAUCAAGUUACAGGUGGCCCCGGUCCCCAGAAUAAACGGAAUUCCAGAAGCGCAGGACGUGAAGCUCGUCACUCCCGUGCGGCGAUCGGCGAGGAUCCAGCGGUCUGUGUCCCGCUACCCGGAGCUGCUGCGGGAGCACGGCCUGGUGGUGGUGUCCCUGGAGGAGCUCCUGGAGCUGGAAGAGACGGAGUGUUUCAUCUUCCGUAAAAAUGACGCUCUGCCUAUAACAUUAGGCUUUCAGAUCCCUGACUCGUAAUUUCUUGACACUUAAAAAAGAAAGUUUCUGGUAUUUCAGAGCCUCCAGGAGACAAGAAACGCCCUUGUUAGAGGUCCGGGAAGAACUGUAGAACAGCUUCGUGGACACAGAGGACGGGCCCUCGGGACUUGUUCCCUGGCUUACACUCAAAUUCCGGACCCGACGGGCGCGCGUUUGGCCUGUUGGUUAGGACUGUGGUUUGCCACAGUUGUGCAGUGCGUGUGCGUUCCACACUGCCGGCUGUAAGUUUAGUUUCUCCCACAGGCGUGCUAAACAGUUGUUAGUCGACUUGACUCCAAGUGUGGUUUUUCUGUCACGAGCCCGGGGCCUCCACCUGGUGCCUGGGUUGCUGCCACAGCGUCCCGCGGAUUCUUGGCCUCUAGGGCAGCGUUCCUCUCGGGCAGCAAACCCCAAAGCCCGGUGGCCGCCUGACCUUUCGUACGCAGCCCAGCUCUUCAUUAUGCGUAGAAACACUUCAAGUGAAAACAUAGGGACGGUGAGGGGAGGCCCCGGUCUCUGCUCCGCUGGGGGAGCACCGGACUGAGAAGGAAAUGUGAGGCCUGAAGACGGGUCCCCCGGGGCAGCCGCCCUCGGAAAGGGGAACUCAGAAUCGCCAUGUAAAUUAACCUGUGAAAGAACGCAGGCAACACAUUUUUAAUUUUAGCUUUCUUAAUAUUUAAGCUUUGUCUAAAACACACAAAACAUUAAAUGUCAGUCUUUGGGA